AUGGCGAAAACAAAACAAACCCUAACCCUUUUGUUAAUCUCGUCAUCUUUCGCCACCUUCUUCGUUCUCUCUCUCUCCUCCGCCGCGGACUUCUUCCUCUACGGUGGGUGCACGCAGCAACGGUACGCCUCCAACUCGCCCUACGAGUCAAACCUCAAUUCGCUCCUCACCUCGCUGGUCAACUCGGCCACGUACUCCUCCUACAGCAACCUCACCGUGGUGGGGUCCAGCCGGAGCGACAUUGUUUACGGACUCUACCAGUGCCGCGGCGACCUCGCCAUGCCGGACUGCGCCGCAUGCGUUGCGCGUGCGGUCUCUCGCGCCGGCCAGCUCUGCCCGGGGGCGUGCGGCGGCGCGGUGCAGCUCGACGGGUGUUUCGUGAAGUACGACAACGCCACGUUCCUGGGCGUGGAGGACAAGACGGUGGUGUUGAAGAGGUGUGGGCCCUCCCUGGGGUUCGGGUCGGGCGCGGUGAGCGAGAGAGAUGCGGUAUUGGGUGGGUUGCUGGGUUCGGGAGGGUUUUUUCGGGUUGGGGGGUCGGGUGAGGUGAAGGGCGUGGCGCAGUGUUGUGGGGAUUUGAGCUUUUCUGAGUGUCAGGAUUGUGUGGGGGAUGCAAUCCGACGGCUGAGGAGUGAGUGUGCUGGUGCGGACUAUGGGGAUGUGUUCUUGGGGAAGUGUUACGCCAGGUUCUCCACUAAUGGGGCUCAUGCUUACAACAGCAAGGCCCAUGCAGGAAAAUCGGGGAACGAAGGUGAAAAGACAUUCGCAAUAAUUGUUGGAUUAUUAGCAGGAGUUGCUGUACUCAUUAUUUUCCUUGCUUUCUUGAGAAGGCUUUGUGAGGGACACGGUAAAUAA
This is a messenger RNA of Sphenostylis stenocarpa, 855 nucleotides long. Lineage: Eukaryota; Viridiplantae; Streptophyta; Magnoliopsida; Fabales; Fabaceae. The record is from the annotation of a GenBank genome assembly.